Molecule: messenger RNA, 657 nt
Organism: Vittaforma corneae ATCC 50505
Lineage: Eukaryota; Fungi; Microsporidia; Nosematidae
Exons: 1
Molecular function (GO): zinc ion binding; nucleic acid binding
Source: RefSeq, a predicted model, not a curated record
GUGAUUGUGACGCUAUAUUUUAUCAACUACAGUAUAACAAACAACAACCUACUAUGUUUGUUUGACUGUACUCUUUUCCCGCCUUUUUUAGUUUUUCUUGAAGUACAGAACGAGGGUCUAAGGAUGAGAAAAUAUACGACUUUCAAAUUUCCCUACAUUUUGAUAGAGGAUGUUAAAGGAAAAUUCCAGCCAAUAUACAAAGAAUAUAUUAGAGAAACUCCCAUUAUUAAUUUGUCUAGUCCUGUACUAUGCUGUCCUUUCUCAAAUGCAAGAAGAAGUGUAAAACCAAUGAAAAAGAAUCAGAUAAAGUCUGGAUACUGUGAGGUGUGUUAUGUAAAGUAUGAGGAUUACAACACGCAUAUUCAAUGUGCAGACCAUCGGGAGUAUGCUGAGGAUGAUUAUAAUUAUCGAAUGAUAGAUAUUUUUAUUAAAGAGUUUCUUGAGCAAGAGUUGUACGGUGUAGCUAGCUAUCUUAACAGUCCUUGUGAACGAUUGGAAUCCAAAUAUUCUAAUGGCCAGCCAAUAGCAUACGAUUCAGAAUCUGAAUUGGAUAGUUUAAUAAGAGUGAGUAGAGGAUCUCUUGGGGAAUUUGAUGAGGUAGUUGAAUUCAAUAUUAUCUUAGACAAUAUUAACAAGCAUUCUCAAGAAUAUAAGUAA